UAGCAAACUCUUCCUACUGCGACUUCAGUUUGAAAUUAUUUAUUUAGUAGACUAGAACGCACUAUGAAAUUCAUUUCCUUAACUUUAGCCGUUAUCAUAUCAGCCUCAAUGGCUGUGGCUGCGGUUGCCCCCUAUUUGCCGCCUAAGCCUGAAAACAACAGUUUUGGCAGAGACAAAUCAUCUGAGAAUGAAGUAUUUGCGGCAAGUGCUCCUGCGGCACUAUAUGCAGCUCCUUCAGCUGAUAGUUCAACACUCUCCCAAGAUCAUGCAAUUCCCAAAGAAUCAUCCUCUGCAUCAGCUACCAUACCUGUGAUUUUAGCUUUAAGUCCCGUUACUGCUGCUGCCACCCUUCCCAUAGGACAAAUUGCCCCUUCUAUUGUCUAUGGCAGUCAGGGAGGCCUUAUACAAGCAGGUUCCGUUCCUGCACUCCAAUACCUUGCUUCUGGUCAAAUUGUUGCUGGUCCAACAUCGCUACACCAAUCUGCUGCCAUAGUACCAGCAGCAUCUUCUGCUGCCCUUCAAUACUUCAAUCCAGGUAUAUCCACCAUUACCCAGCCUGGAGGAUUCUUACAAGCAGCAGCCUCUCCCACUGUUCAAUACAUAGUUCCCUCUGGAGUUUCCUAUGGCCAUAUACAAGCAGCUUCAGCACCCAUACAAAGUUAUGCAGCCCCUGCCAGUGGUCAAAUCUUCCUGGCUGCUACGAGUCAACCAGGAGGUUUUAUUGCUAAUGGAGGAACUCGGUAUGCAUUGAAUGGUGGCUAUGCAAAUAAGAUUAAGAAAUGAUAAAAUGCAAAUAUUUAAAUACGUUUGUAGGGUAAUAAAUAUUGUUUUGACAUAAUUUUAAAAUGUGAUAGCAUCAAUGAAAUAUUUGCUUCAUUAUUCCCAGAUGUGAAACAAAUAAAAUGAAACUGGUUAAAGGAA
Messenger RNA from Stomoxys calcitrans (stable fly), 921 nucleotides. RefSeq lists its product as uncharacterized. The record is from RefSeq and is a predicted model, not a curated record. Lineage: Eukaryota; Metazoa; Arthropoda; Insecta; Diptera; Muscidae. The transcript is spliced from 2 exons. Bases 64 to 783 code for a protein of 239 amino acids.